Messenger RNA from Sporothrix brasiliensis 5110, 1656 nucleotides. Its product is annotated as putative iron/zinc ion transporter (putative). The record is from RefSeq and is a predicted model, not a curated record. The transcript has a single exon. Gene Ontology annotation, biological process: transmembrane transport. The coding region runs from base 1 to 1656 and encodes 551 amino acids. NCBI's taxonomy places the organism in Eukaryota, Fungi, Ascomycota, Sordariomycetes, Ophiostomatales, Ophiostomataceae.
AUGGGAAACCCUUUCACUGCCGCUGGUCGGGCGGUUAAGACGUAUGCCCGGAAUCUCAAGAAUGCCCCGGCGGCUCAGUAUGUCACUCGUUCCGCCGCCGAGUCGGUUAUACCCGACCUGACGACAAUGCCGCCGCCAGCAUACCGCCCGGCAGAGUCUCGCCCCGUUAGUGCCGGCAGCCUCGACGAGGUCGAAAUCGAAAAAGAAAGACUGAAGGCAGCCGCCGCCCUCACGACAGGCCCUCUCCCCUCCGACAAACGAGCUCCAAAGAAGAAGAGCGGUGCCUUUGAUUUUGUUGUCAAGGCGGCUGGAUCCCGGUGGACAUUUCUCGUCACAUUGCUCCUCUUGGGCCUCUGGGCUGCACUUGGCGCAGUCUAUGGGCCAAACGAUACCUGGCAGGUCAUCUUCCAGGACAUAUCGUCCAUCCAGUGCUACAUCUCGGCCACGCUGCUCAUGCGGCAGCAGCAGAACUCGACGCGCUCGCUUCUCGACACAAUCUGCAGUAUGUUGUCUCGUUCACAGGGGAACGAGCGGCUGAUUCGCAAGCUUUCCGAGAAGCAGCUGACCGCACUCAAGCGCUCGCAGCGGGCGAUGCGAACGGACCUCACCAAUGCGCUCGACGCCAAGGAGGGCAUGUUUGAUCGGAUCGCCAAUGCAGUAUCGCGAUUCCUGGGCUCCUUGUCGGCACUCGUUAUUUACUGGGUCGGCAUCAUCGUCUGGAUUUUCUUCGGCAUCCCGCUGAUGUUUUCCGACACCUGGCAGCUCUAUGUGAACACGGCAACCGCACUCGAGUUGACGUUCACGACCAUGUUUCUUCAAAACGUCCGCCGCCAGCACGAGGAGUACUUGGAGCGAUGCCUCGCAUCCAUUGACAUUCUGGAUCGCGGCCUCGAGAUGGAUCUGCGCCGCAUGACCGGUGACAUGCAGCCCAACCCCGUCGUCGAAUCGCAACCGCCGCACCUCAACCGCACCGAGACGGCGAUUGACUUCUGGGCGUUCGUGGUCGGUGGCUCAGUUGGUGUCUUUCUGUCGGUCUCCGUGUUCGUUGCCUGGAUAUCCGUUGGCGACUUCAUGGAGUUUGACGACAACUGGUGGCUGAUCAUCGGCACAUACACUGGCCUCAUGGGCUUUAUUGACGGCUUCGUGCUGCGCAACGUCCACCACCGCGAGACCGGCAUGGCCGACCGGCACUUCGCCAUGCUGACUCAGCAGGACUACCGCCUGUACUCGCUGCUGGACAUCCCGUUCCCCGACGAGGACCAACAAACCCGCGACACGAAGGCAGGCAGACGCGUCGCGGCGCGCAUCUCGCACUGGAUCGGCCACGUAUGCGAGGUCCCCGCGGCUUCAACAGCCAGCGUGAUCGCCGUUGUCGCGCUGCUUAUCGUCGCAUCGGCCAUGCAAUGGACCGAGACCGGCCAGCUGCUCUGCAACACGCCCACCAUGAUUGUCGAGGGUUUCUUGUUGUUGAUGCUAAUCGAGGGCCAUAACAGCGCGGAGGGCAAGCGUCGCGCGCAGUACACGGACAUCCUAGAUCGUCGCCUGGCGAUGGAGCGCCGCGUAGCUGCGUGGGGUGACAAGUGGGAGUUGGAUGUGGAGAUUGACGAUGCCAGCAUUGCCAAUGUUCUGUUAAUCAGUGAGAAGUAUAUGGAGUAG